AUGUAUUCUGGAAGUUCGAUUACCAAAAUGUUAGCUUCUUCAUCAAAAGGAUCAAUCAAUUUGAUCAAUUUGUGAAGGUGAAGUUUCAAGCAAGCUACAGAUGCCAUUUUGAUGCAGUGCAGUGUAUUUGUUAGAUUAAGGCACAACAAUUGAUAGUACACAGAUGUCACCCUUAGCAGCAACUUUAUGAUCACCAACCUAUCACAGCAUCUAACGAUUAGCAUAAAAUGUGUUUUUACAGUAUUUGUAACAACAUACCUGUCUUCAGAACACUGGACAGCUCCCAUGAUGAGCAUCCAAAGCAAUUACAUUUGUGCCAAGAGGAUGGUACACACUAGGGGUGUGUAUUGCCUCAUAUCUGACCAUACAAUUUGUAUCACGAUUCGAUUCGAUCCCAAUUAAUCCCGAUACUACACUUGAAGAUUAUUAUUGCGAUAUUUUUAUAUCACUUUGAAAAAAAAAUCAAAAUACACAUAAACUAUAUUUAUAUCAAUAUCUUCCUGAAACCUCAUCCAGCACUCAAGUAAAAAUGUUUUUUUUUUUAUGUAUGAACAACAUAUGGCUUUCAUUAUAACAUUUUCUCUGUUUUAGUGCAAACCUGCUUUAGUCCAAACCUGCUGAAAAGCAGGAUUCUAAAUACUUCAUACCUCCGUUUUUUCAGUAAAAGCCUAAAUGAGCCCAAAUUUCAGAUGACUAAUCCGGACAAAACGACCGGAAGUACUCCGUCCGCCAUUGCUUAGGUUUACUGCCCGCAGCACAUAGCAACAGCAGCUAAUGUUACUGUUUACAUUGACUUCCUUUGAGCUACUAUAGGUGUGUAAACACUCCAUGAAUGCCGGCCAACCACUAGAGGGCAACGUACACAAAUCUCUACUCAGAUUAGUCCAAUGUUGUUGUUACUUCAGCAGACUGCAAGGCAAUGCUGCUGCGCGCUACCAACUGGUGGGCGGGAGUAGAAGUGCAGCCACUGAAAUGUUUUAUUUCAACCAAAAACACACUUGUAAGGAUCAAUUCAGACAGAUUUUGAAUCGAUACGAGAAUUGCUUGACAUAUUAUUUUGAUAAAUCUCAGCAUCGAUUUUUUUAAACACCCCUAGUACACACAUUGUUGAAAACCGGUACAAGUACACACACUUUAAAUAAAAAAAGGUAUUUCAUAGUGGUUUUUCCAUCAUCAUCACACUCUCUGAAUUAUACGACUCAACCUUCCAUCCACAUUUCUCGAAGUUUUGCCUCUUAGCAUUCAUCUGUUCACUCAAAAACACUUUAUUCAAAACCUUUUCGACAUGUCACACUAUUCUUUGCUUUUUUCUUUUUAAGAGCUUUAUUGUCUUGUCACUUCUUUCAUGGCUUUGUUACAGCGUUUUCCUUUUGGGGUUAAAAGCUGAAGACAUAAUGUCCUUUAUUCCUCAUGAGAAUGGUAGAUGGAAGUAUUGUAAAAUUACACACAGACCCCUUUUCUUACUUUGCAGCAACAACGAAUUAUGAGUCAUUUUUAAAUUUCCCUUUUUGUACUGGAGUUAAGACUGAAAGCUCCAUGAGGAAUAAGGGUCCAAACAGGGUAUAAAACAAGGGAUUGAGCUUCACCUAAUCGUUGAUAACCAAGAUGAAACAAAAAGACCUGAAUCCUGUGCUACUGUAUCUAUUCCACUUCAUAGUGUGGAUUUACUCCAGCGUUGUCUUCAUUCCCUACUACAUUGUCACUUGGGUCUCCAAACCUGAAGUAGCAAUUUAUGGAUCCGAGGAGGAGCGUGCAAAAAUUCCAAAGGCUCACUCAGUGCUGGGACAACCUGAGGGACCUUAUCGAACAGUGAAAGCUGCCAAGGGACUGGUGCAAUUGCUGUACCCGGGACUGGACACCCUGGCUAAGGUCUUUGAGUAUUCAGCCAUGAGAUUUGCCCACAAAGAAUGUCUUGGCACAAGAAAUGUGAUCAGUGAGGAAGAUGAGCAGCAGAGCAACGGCAAGAAGUUUAAAAAGGUGAUUCUUGGGGAAUAUCACUGGCUGUCCUAUGAGGAGACUCUCUUUGCAGCCACCCAGUUUGGCUAUGGCCUGGCAGCACUCGGGCAGAAGCCUAAACACAACAUUGCCAUAUUCUGUGAGACACGGGCCGAAUGGAUGAUAGCUGCCUUAGCUUGCUUCAUGCAGAAUUUCCCAUUGGUGACUUUCUAUUCUACACUGGGGGGUCCAGCCAUUGGUCACGGACUGAAUGAGACAGAAAUUACACACAUUAUCACCAGCAGAGAGCUCCUGGAGACCAGACUCAAGGCAAUUCUAGCAAAUGUUCCAAAGCUGCAGUGCAUCAUAGUCGUGGACAAAACUCCAACGUCAUGGCCCGACUAUCCCAGUGACAUUAGUAUCCGGAACAUGGCUGAUGUGCAGAAGUUGGGUGCCAGACCAGAAAAUUUUUCUCAGCAAAAUCAACCUAUAGCUUCAGACGUUGCGGUCAUCAUGUACACAAGUGGAUCCACAGGUACUCCCAAAGGGGUCAUGAUCUCCCAUAGCAACAUUAUCGCUGCCACCACUGGAGUUGCUGAAAGGAUACCUAAUUUGGGUGAAAAAGACACUUACAUUGGCUACCUUCCUCUGGCCCAUGUACUGGAGCUGUGCGCUGAGCUUGUGUGUAUUACUCACGGUUGUCGGAUUGGUUACUCUUCACCUCAGACUCUGUCUGACCAGUCAACUAAGAUUAAGAGAGGCACCAAAGGAGAUAUCACUGUCCUGCAGCCCACUUUGAUGGCAGCUGUCCCCGAGAUCAUGGAUCGCAUUUAUAAGAAUGUGAUGGUAAAAGUUGAGGAGAUGAACUUUGCCCAACGAACACUCUUUACCCUUGCCUACAACUACAAAUUGGAUCAGUACCUCAAAGGUUACAACACACCUCUGUGUGACAAAUUGGUCUUCCGAAAAGUUCGCGCUCUUCUUGGAGGUCGUGUACGAGUGAUAUUUUCGGGUGGGGCACCACUUUCUGCUGGUACUCAACGCUUCAUGAAUGUGUGUUUCUGCUGCCCCGUGGGUCAGGGAUACGGCCUGACAGAGACCUGUGGUGCUGGGACAAUCAGUGAAGUGUGGGAUUACAGCGCCGGGCGAGUGGGAGGCCCGCUUGUAAGCUGUGAGAUCAAGCUCAAAGACUGGGUAGAGGGGGGCUACCACCACACUGACAAGCCGCACCCGCGAGGAGAGAUUCUAAUUGGUGGACCCAACGUAACUAUGGGAUAUUACAAGAAAGGUAAAGAAAGCCAAAGGGAUUUUUUCGUGGAUGAGAGUGGCCAACGCUGGUUCUGCACUGGAGACAUUGGAGAGGUUCAUAAAGAUGGCGGCCUCAAGAUUAUUGAUCGUAAGAAAGACCUUGUGAAGCUGCAAGCAGGGGAGUAUGUCUCCCUUGGAAAAGUGGAGGCUACAUUGAAGAACUGUCCUUUGGUUGACAACAUCUGUACAUAUGCCAAAAGUGAUGAAACGUACGCGAUUGCCUUUGUGGUGCCAAAUCAGAAGCAGUUGCAAGCUCUGGCUGACCAAUAUGGCGUCAACGGAUCAAUGAAGGAGCUUUGCAACAACAAAGUGAUGGAAGAACUGGCGCUCAAGGUCAUCAAUGAGGCCGCUAUAGCAGCCCAGCUCGAGCGCUUUGAAAUCCCUCGCAAGAUCUAUCUGAGUCCAGACAUGUGGACUCCCGAGACUGGACUUGUGACUGAUGCAUUCAAGCUCAAGCGGAAGGAGCUGGAAAUCCAUUACCGGAAUGAGAUUGCAAAGAUGUACAAUGGGAAAUGAUGACAUGGACCACGACAGUCCAUCCACGAAGCAGAUCAAUACGAUGUACUAAAGCAUGUGGGUUGUUUUCCCUUUGGACUUUCACCCAGCCCCACUUUGGAUGCUCUUACUUGAAUAUGUAGCUGAACUAAAGCAUAAUGAUUUCUUACUACUGUAUACAUGAAUUUUCCAGAAAGUGCAAACGACAUGUCUGCUGCUGCGUUUUCCUUUUUGCCCAAGUGUAUGACCUCUGGGUCAAAUGUUUUAUUGUUUCAGAUGGGUGUUAUGAAACAGACAGUGCUGUGUUUAGCUGUUGUCUGGUGAACUUGCCUGUGUUCCACAGCAAGAGUCUUUGGAUUGCAUUUGAUUGCACUUGUGGUUUAUUUUUCCCUGAGUUCUUUCUUUCAUGCCUUUCAUGAAACUGAAGAUUAUACAAUUUUUUUGUCCUGCGGGUCAGGAAACGCUUAGCUUUUUGGUUCUUUUGGCCUGAAUAUUGAGUCCCUGUGUUGGAAUUUGAUCAUUUUAUUAUAAUCGAGCAUGUUAUUUCCAAAAGUAUGGAAUAAUUUCACCUAAUUUCACAGUUUAUUUAUAUUUGGAAACUGAUAAUUAAUCAAGCAUGUUAUUUCCAAAAGUAUGGAAUAAGUUUAUUUAAUUUCACAUUUUAUUUAUAUUUGGAAACUGAUAAUAAUUAUGAAUGUGUAUGAAGUACCACAGUUUGCACAUAAUGACAACAUUGGAAACUAAUGCACUGCUUUUUCUGCAAAAGUUGUACUACAAUAGUGUACUUUUCAAUGUGCUGAGCAUACACUCCAGAGUUCAUAUUUAUUUAUGUAUUCUAUAAUCAACACCGUUUUGUUGAAGAGUGCUUUGUUUAUGUAUUUUAUAAUCAACAUCGUUUUGUUGAAGAGUGCAAACGUUAAAAAGGUCUAAUGUUCUCGCCAGGAAAGGCAGUUGAUUACAGAAAAUGUUUUAAACACCAGGAAGUAACAAUUUUGCACACACAUUUUUUGGAAUGGUUAAUUUUUUUCUUUUCUUUUUUUUUUAAAAUGAAACCAUAAAUUAAGCUAAUGACAAUGAGACUUGAACUUUAACAUAUUGGUACCAUGGUGAAUUGUUAAUUUCUGGUGGGUUGUUCUUUUAGUGUGUGAUCAUGGGUGAAAUGAAAUAUGUUUGAAAACUGCAGUGUAUGUACAUCUCCUUGAAUGAUCUGUUUUUUUUAAAGAAUGUUUUUUAAAAAAAAAAAACUGGAAAUAAAAUCUGACUAGAAAGAAAGAUUUACACUAUGAGAACUCAAUCUGUCACUGUACUUGCUUAGCUGGUGGAGCGUAAGUUUAAUAGGGAAAAAAACAAGAACAUGGA
Molecule: messenger RNA, 5097 nt
Organism: Corythoichthys intestinalis (scribbled pipefish)
Lineage: Eukaryota; Metazoa; Chordata; Actinopteri; Syngnathiformes; Syngnathidae
Gene: acsl3a
Product: acyl-CoA synthetase long chain family member 3a
Exons: 15
Coding region: 1606-3759 (717 amino acids)
Biological process (GO): long-chain fatty-acyl-CoA metabolic process; neuron differentiation; long-chain fatty acid metabolic process
Cellular component (GO): lipid droplet; plasma membrane; endoplasmic reticulum
Molecular function (GO): long-chain fatty acid-CoA ligase activity
Source: RefSeq, a predicted model, not a curated record